Nymphaea colorata (pocket water lily) is the source of this 2136-nucleotide messenger RNA. RefSeq lists its product as uncharacterized. Gene Ontology annotation, molecular function: DNA-binding transcription factor activity; DNA binding. The transcript is spliced from 6 exons. Bases 288 to 1841 code for a protein of 517 amino acids. NCBI's taxonomy places the organism in Eukaryota, Viridiplantae, Streptophyta, Magnoliopsida, Nymphaeales, Nymphaeaceae. The record is from RefSeq and is a predicted model, not a curated record.
GCUGUUAACCUGCAAACUUCUGAUUUCUUUUUAGUAAAAUUCUAAUAUUUCCAUCGAAGCGAAAUAACACCAAAGCUCCAUUAAUGACUAACGAUGGUCUACCAUUUCAAGGGACUCGAUCCAAAGAGAAUUUGAGGGAGAGAGAUAGUUUGGGCCCCACAUCUACCAUGGUGUUCUGUGCCUACGGCCAGAGAGAGUGCCACUUUGCAGCCAUGGCUUGCCGGCGAGGGCAGCAACCCCAACGCCGCCACCACCACCACCACUGACGGAACCACCACAGCCGCUGCAUGCGCCCAUUUGUCACACGCGACGGUGGACGUAGAAACCCGAACUGCCUAAUGGCGCCCUCCCACCUCCCCUCACGCUCUUCCUCGCCCAUCCCUUCCCCUCCAAGUAUGGAUCCCUCCUUCCGUCCCUCCACCACCAGCACCACCUCCACCCGACGCGUUUCUCUUCUCCUCCCAAAAAGUGGAUCCUCCCCAUUGGCUCCGUCGUCUCUCUCUCCACCCACCCCACCUCAUUUCCCAACAUCACCACCACCACCACCAGUACCACUACCACCACCACCACCACGACCACCGUUCCACCCCCACCGCCACCACCACCAUCAAGACCACCUCCUCUUUCAGCCAUUCUUCCCAUGCCUUCUGUCUCCUUUCCAUAUUGCUAAAAUGUGGUUGGAUACUCCUCCAUGCCUCGACUCUCCGUCCUCUCCACAACCCACGCCUUCGCCUUUUGAUGCCUUUCUGACCCUGCCCACCAAUGAUCACUUCCCCUUUCCGUCCCCUGAUUACUCAAAUUACUUGCACCCGCUCAUGGACACCACCAUUACUGGUGGCGUUCCCGAGCAGCCUCCUGAUCCCAAUCUGAGUUCCCACUAUCUCGGUGGUGGCGAUGAGAAGGGUGGUGGUGACGGCGGCGAAGGCGGCGGCGUCGGAAACUCGUGGUCAUUCGGUCUGUCUAUAACGAGGGCAGCGAGGAGCAAGAGAAGGAUAGCAAGAAAAAACAGCCCGAGCUUUUCUCGUUUCAUCAGAAGCAGCAAGUCUCCCUCUUGGAAGGCUGGCAAAACAAAGAAGAAAGAGGCAAAUGGCACCAAAAAGAGGCAUUUGGUCCUUCAAGAUCAUUCUUUCAACAAAAAUUUAAAAUUGCUGCUACAGAAGGAGCUGAAGAAUAGUGAUGUAAGCUCUCUUGGAAGAGUUAUAAUACCAAAGAAAGAAGCAGAGGCAAAUCUUCCAUCGCUUGCAGACAAGGAAGGCAUCCGGAUCAAAUUCAAGGACAUGGAGAGCUCCCAAGCUUGGAACUUGAGAUACAGAUUUUGGCCAAACAAUAAAAGCAGGAUGUAUGUUCUGGAAAAUACAGGAGAUUUUGUAAGGAAAUAUCAUCUUCAUAGUGGAGAUUUUAUCCUGCUCUUCCGGGAUGAAGAAACUCAGCAAUUUUUUAUAUCGGCGAGAAAAUCAGAGGAAUCAAUGCCCUCUUCUCAAGAUUGGAUUGAUGAAGAUUUAUCUGCGGAGCAGAGUGAUCAGUUGGUUCUCUCAGACGCUUCAAGCGACCAUGACCAAAACGUUGGCGAGCGUACUGUAGCCACCGAAGGUAACAGCAGCAAAGGCGACGUUGGGUUGAAGUUGGUGAGAGAACCAUCUUCAGAAUUUGGAGGAGAAGAUGGUGCUGAGUUCUCAGACGAUAUGUUUGGUAGCUGCAGCUCCAUAAUGUCAUCCAUGAGCGAACUCUACGACUGGAACUUCAGCUCGCUGGAGAAGUUUGACAGCUUCGAGGACAUUGAUCUCUCCCUUUACAACGAGACGGUGGACAUGGACGAUUUUGAUGCCAAGAAACUAGGCUAGACAGUCACCGCUCUCUUCCUCUCGCUCUCUCUCUGCCUCUGUGUCUGGACGUCUAUGUUGUAGCAGUAAGUUGUUUGGCAGUGUAUGGUAUUACAGGUAAUAAUUUGCUCAUCUCCUUGGUAGGAAAGACAGAAAUGUGUCGCCUAUAGCGGUGGGUGCUCCUUUUGAACUGCAUCUCUUCUUGCUUUUGAGAUGUUGGGUGCCAGGGAGUUCAAGAAGCAACAUACCUCUAGGAAGAAGUAGAGAUUUUAAAGGUUCAUUUCUAAGAAACUUGCUCAAGAGAUGGGUAUGGGAU